CACUCACUCGUCUCUCACUGCACGCACGCAAUAAAAACAACAACAUGACUGCCCCCACGCUCCGCGCCAAGAUCGAAUAUGUCAUCUUCGACAUGGACGGGCUGCUGACGACUCGGAGCACUGACGCCCAGCGCAUCUACACCCAGGUCACGAACGACAUUCUCGCGCGGUAUGGCCUCAAGAUGACCUGGGAGAUCAAGGCGGGGCUGAUGGGCAAGGUCCAGCGCGAGGCCUCAGAGUACCUCUUCUCGCACUUCCCCGGCCUCGAGCAAAAGCUCAGCAUCGACGACUACCUCACCGAGCGUAUCGCGAUGCAGGACGAGCUCUUCCGCCGCGUUCCGCCCAUGCGCGGCGCGGUCGCCCUCGUGCAGAGCCUGCACAAGGCCGGGGUGCCCAUCGCGCUGGCAACGGGGAGCAACAAGCGCAACUUUGAGCUCAAGACGGCCCACCUCCCCGAGCUCUUCGGCCUCUUCGACGCCGACGCGAUCCUGACGGCAGACUCGCCCGAAGUGCGCCCAGGCAGGGGCAAGCCCAACCCCGACAUCUUCCUCGCGGCGGCGACAAAGCUGGGCAAGGACGUCGGCAGCCCCGACGCCGAGCCGACGGCGGCGCAGGCCGCCGAGCGCGCGCGCGGCCUCGUGUUUGAGGACGCUCGGCCGGGCGUCGCGGCCGGCGUCAAGGCCGGGAUGAAUGUCGUCUGGGUCCCCGAACCCGAGCUCCUUGCGCUCGAGCCCGAUGCCAACUUUGGCGCCAAGCAGGUGCUGGCGCACCUCGAGCAGUGGGACCCCAAGGAGUGGGGCCUGCCGCCUGUUUCGUUUGUCGUUCCCGACCUCAAGUAGGGCUUGUAGCAAGUACCGUGUGGAAAUGUCAGCAUGGCGAGUUAGCCUCGUGCACG
This is a messenger RNA of Vanrija pseudolonga, 895 nucleotides long. It is a transcript of the gene GPP2, whose product is annotated as (DL)-glycerol-3-phosphatase 2. Gene Ontology annotation, molecular function: phosphatase activity. The record is from RefSeq and is a predicted model, not a curated record. Bases 45 to 839 code for a protein of 264 amino acids. The transcript has 7 exons. NCBI's taxonomy places the organism in Eukaryota, Fungi, Basidiomycota, Tremellomycetes, Trichosporonales, Trichosporonaceae.